UUUUCUGAAACGAGGCCUUCUGCGGAUGCUCUUAUUUUGACGGGACCGGAAGUGGUGUCGGUGGGUUUUCCGUGCUGACCGCGAGGACAGCUGACAGGAUGAACUGUAAUAAAACAGCCUGAAUACGCGCUCUCAGACCGCACGAAUAGACCGACCGUCGCCGCCGAAGCAGCGGUUCUCUCCGGGAGGUUUCCGGGGUUCGAGGUUUUCCUCCGCGGAGUCACGUCGGCUGCUCUUAAUCACUAACGGGAUUUACCGGGGAGGCUCGCGGGAACCAGCCCCCAUCAUCCCCGGGAGGAACAGGCUCUCAAAUUGAUGCAGCCGUGAUCCAUCCCGCCUUCCUGACAGCGACGGGACCGACCGACCGACGGACGGACGGACGGACGGACGCCGAACUCCGGGAUGGAGAACGCGCACACCAAAACCGUGGAGGAGGUUCUGUGUCACUUCAGCGUGAACGAAUCUACGGGUCUGAGCUGCGAGCAGCUGAAGAAGAACCGGGAGCAGUGGGGCCCGAACGAGCUUCCCGCAGAAGAAGGAAAGUCUCUGUGGGAGCUGAUCCUGGAGCAGUUCGAGGACCUGCUGGUCCGGAUCCUGCUGCUCGCCGCCUGCAUCUCCUUUACGCUGGCGUGGUUUGAAGAAGGUGAAGGCACCAUCACAGCCUUCGUGGAACCCUUCGUCAUCCUCCUCAUCCUCAUCGCUAAUGCCAUCGUGGGGGUGUGGCAGGAGCGGAACGCCGAAAACGCCAUUGAGGCUUUGAAGGAGUACGAGCCGGAGAUGGGGAAGGUGUACCGGCAGGACAAGAAGAGCGUCCAGAGGAUCCGAGCCCGGGACAUCGUUCCUGGAGACAUCGUGGAGGUUGCUGUUGGCGAUAAGGUCCCGGCGGACAUCAGGCUGACGUCCAUCCGCUCCACCACCCUCCGAGUGGACCAGUCCAUUCUGACGGGGGAGUCGGUGUCCGUCCUCAAACACACUGACCCCGUCCCGGAUCCCAGAGCGGUGAACCAGGAUAAGAAGAACAUGCUGUUCUCUGGUACCAACAUUGCAGCGGGCCGGGCCAUUGGGGUCGUCAUAGCGACCGGGGUACAGACGGAGAUCGGGAAGAUCCGGGAUGAGAUGGCCUCCACCGACCCGGAGCGGACCCCCCUUCAGCAGAAACUGGAUCAGUUUGGAGAGCAGCUGUCCAAGGUCAUCAGCGUCAUCUGCGUGGCCGUGUGGGCCAUCAACGUGGGCCACUUCAACGACCCGGUCCACGGUGGCAGCUGGCUCAGAGGAGCGGUUUACUACUUCAAAAUCGCCGUGGCGUUGGCUGUCGCCGCCAUUCCUGAAGGUCUGCCGGCGGUCAUCACCACCUGCCUGGCUCUGGGCACCCGGAGGAUGGCCCGGAAGAACGCCAUCGUCCGCAGCCUGCCCUCCGUGGAGACGCUGGGCUGCACCUCCGUGAUCUGCUCGGACAAAACCGGAACGCUGACCACCAACCAGAUGUCUGUGUGCCGGAUGUUCAUAGUAGACAGUGUGUCAGGAGAAACCUGCAGCCUGAACGAGUUCUCCGUGACGGGAUCGACUUACGCCCCUGAAGGGGACGUCUUCAGGGACGGCGCCGCGGUGAAGUGCAGCCGGUAUGAAGGUCUGGUGGAGAUGGCCUCCAUCUGCGCGCUCUGCAACGACUCGUCUCUGGACUACAACGAGUCGAAGGGCGUGUACGAGAAAGUGGGCGAGGCCACGGAGACCGCCCUCUGCUGUCUGGUGGAGAAAAUGAACGUCUUCGACACGGACCUGAGAGGACUGAGCCGCGCCGAGAGGGCCACCGCCUGCUGCUCCGUGAUCAAGCAGCUGAUGAGGAAGGAGCUGACGCUGGAGUUCUCCAGAGACAGGAAGUCCAUGUCCGUCUUCUGUUCCACCAACAAGCUCAGCCGGUCUCCGUCUGGAGCCAAGAUGUUCGUCAAGGGAGCUCCGGAGAGCGUCCUGGAGCGCUGCAGCUACAUCCGCGUCAGAGGCUCCGCCCGCGUGCCCAUGAGCAUGGCGGUGCGGGAGCAGCUGCUGGCCACCGUGCGGGAGUGGAGCUCGGGGAGAGACACGCUGCGCUGCCUCGCCAUGGCGACCAGGGACACGCCCCCCGACAUCAACAGUCUGAACUUGGAGAACUCGGCGGCGUUCGCUGAUUACGAGUCGGACCUGACCUUUGUGGGCUGCGUGGGGAUGCUGGACCCCCCCAGGAAGGAGGUCCUCGGAGCCGUCCGAAUGUGUCGUCAGGCCGGCAUCCGGGUCAUCAUGAUCACAGGUGACAACAAGGGGACGGCGCUGUCCAUCUGCAGGAGGGUGGGCAUCAUCACAGAGCAGGAGGAGGAGCAGGAGGGGGCGGGUUUGAAUGGCGGCCUGACGGGCCGCGAGUUUGACGAACUGCCCCCUCCCCUGCAGCGGCAGGCCUGCCAGACGGCGCGCUGCUUCGCCCGCGUAGAGCCCGCCCACAAGAGCCGCAUCGUGGAGUAUCUGCAGAGUUUGAGUGACAUCACCGCCAUGACGGGCGACGGCGUGAACGACGCUCCGGCGCUGAAGAAGGCAGAGAUCGGCAUCGCCAUGGGGAGUGGGACGGCCGUGGCCAAGUCGGCGUCUGAGAUGAUCCUGGCCGACGACAACUUCUCCACCAUCGUGGCGGCGGUGGAGGAGGGCAGGGCCAUCUACAACAACAUGAAGCAGUUCAUCCGAUACCUGAUCUCCUCCAACAUCGGGGAGGUGGUGUGCAUCUUCCUCACGGCCGCUCUGGGCAUGCCUGAAGCUCUCAUCCCCGUCCAGCUGCUGUGGGUCAACCUGGUGACCGACGGUUUCCCGGCAACCGCUCUGGGCUUCAACCCCCCCGACCUGGACAUCAUGUCGCGGCCCCCCCGCUCCCCCAAAGAGCCGCUGAUCUCCAAGUGGCUGUUCUGCCGUUACCUCAUCAUCGGAUGUUACGUGGGAGGAGCCACAGUCGGAGCUGCUGCCUGGUGGUUCAUGGCGGCUCACGAUGGACCUAAAGUCUCCUUCUACCAGCUGUCUCAUUACCUGCAGUGCAGUGAAGGUCACGCCGAGUUCGCCGGCGUCCAGUGUUCCGUCUUCGAGUCUCCAUACCCCAUGACCAUGGCUCUGUCUGUGCUGGUCACCAUCGAGAUGUGCAACGCCCUGAACAGUCUGUCCGAGAACCAGUCCCUGCUGAAGAUGCCCCCCUGGGCCAACCCCUGGCUGGUGGGGGCCAUCUGCCUGUCCAUGGCUCUGCACUUCCUCAUCCUGUACGUGGACCCUCUGCCGGUGGUCUUCCAGAUCCGGCCCCUCUCCUGGACGCAGUGGGUGGUGGUCCUGAAGCUGUCGCUGCCCGUCAUCCUGAUGGACGAGGCGCUCAAGUUCCUGGCGAGAAACUACAUCGAACCGGGCAGCCAGAUGCAGACCCUGGAGGAGGAGGAGGAGCUGCAGAGGUCGGGCGGGGGCGCCGUCUGCGUCGGGGUGUUGAAGCUGCGCCAGUCGCUGAGGGGCGUGUCCUGGUCGUUUGUGCUGAUCUCGGCGCCGCUGGUGAUUUGGAUCUUCAGUCUGGACUCUGACAUCACCAACAUCUUCUGGGAGUAGAAACGGGAGUCGCUUUGCCAACGGACAAUCAGACAGGAAGUGAAGGUCAGUUUAAGCAGAAGGUCUCCUUGGAGAGGAAGCUCCACCAUUCCCGACGUUCCCGACGUUCCCGUCAGACCGGCAGAUCCUCCUGUGUUUGGCUAAAGUUCAUGAGGAGAUCCAAACCUUAAACCCGAGCACGCCAAACUACUGAAACGCUGAAAAACCUUCAGCUGUUUCCCACAGAAGAUCCAACGUUUUCCUUUCAUUCAUGUCAAUAAAACCAAAACGAAGAAGCGUUUCAGUCCGGCGGCGUUUUCAUCCGACGCCUCCCUGAGACUCCAUCAACAAAUGGCUCGUUUUCAGUCAGAAAACCGGGUCAGCCGGCUGCAGUUCUGAUCCGGUUUAGCUGCUGGAAGCAGAACCUCUCACAGCUCUUAUUCUGAAAAUCUGCUGGGAUUUUGCCGCUUCCUUCCAUCCUGUUUUUGUCCUGCUGAAGUUUGAUGGAUCUCUCCUCAUGGACUUCAGCUGGACGCAGGAGAAACGAUCUGUUGAGAUGUCCGUGACCAACAGGAGCGCCCCCCGGUGGCCGGGUUUGUACGGCGCUGAUCUUUGAAGGGAUUUUUGUUGUUUUUCAGAAUAAAAGCUCAGGUGACUGAACUUUUCCGUUUUAUUUGAACAGAUUGUGAGAGUAUUUUUUAUUUCCAACAAUGUAUCCAAAAACAUCAAAUUCAAUAUUUUUGUUUGUUGACGGGAAGAAUUUCAUUGUUGUAAGAAAAUGUUUGCCUGUUUUCUUUAAUUUUUUGUGCUAUUGCCUAAAAAGUGAAAGAAAUGACGCGAAAAUGUUUCUGUUGCAGUUUGUUUGUUUUGUAUGAAGGCAAACGAUCUUAAGAGCGUUAAAAAGUCCUUUUUUAUUUGUGGUAUUUAUGCGACUCCGGGUCGGUGGCGUCCUCCGUUGAUGUGGCCCGAGGAGGACGAGGCUUUUGGCUCUGACACGACCUGCCUGUUUAAAUAAAGGUUCACUUGAA
Messenger RNA from Oryzias melastigma (Indian medaka), 4601 nucleotides. Its product is annotated as sarcoplasmic/endoplasmic reticulum calcium ATPase 2. Bases 403 to 3594 code for a protein of 1063 amino acids. Gene Ontology annotation, cellular component: membrane. Gene Ontology annotation, biological process: intracellular calcium ion homeostasis; calcium ion transmembrane transport. The record is from RefSeq and is a predicted model, not a curated record. The transcript has 24 exons. Gene Ontology annotation, molecular function: ATP binding; P-type calcium transporter activity; ATP hydrolysis activity. NCBI's taxonomy places the organism in Eukaryota, Metazoa, Chordata, Actinopteri, Beloniformes, Adrianichthyidae.